UUUGUGGCAUCCCCCUCCCUCCACCCUUUCCCAUUCUCAUAAUCUAGCCAUGACUGGCAGAAGCACAGCCAGGCCCAAUGGGCAGCCCCAGGCCAGCAAAAUAUGCCAGUUCAAAUUGGUCCUGCUGGGUGAAUCUGAAGUGGGGAAGUCUAGCCUGGUAUUACGUUUUGUCAAAGGACAGUUCCAUGAGUACCAAGAGAGCACCAUUGGAGUGGCCUUCCUCACCCAGUCUGUUUGUCUAGAUGACACAACAGUCAAGUUUGAGAUCUGGGACACAGCUGGACAGGAACGAUACCAUAGCUUGGCCCCCAUGUACUACAGAGGUGCCAAAGCUGCCAUUGUGGUUUAUGACAUUACUAAUCAGAAAACCUUCACCCGAGCGAAGACAUCGGUAAAGGAACUACAGCGACAGGCCAGUCCUAGCAUCGUUUUUGCCCUGGUGGGGAACAAAGCUGACCUGGCCAAUAAGCACAUGGUGGAGUAUGAAGAGGCCCAGGCGUAUGCAGAUGACAACAGCUUAUUGUUUAUGGAGACUUCAGCCAAGAUAGCUAUGAAUGAUCUCUUCCUGGCAAUAGCUAAGAAGUUGCCAAAGAGUGAACCCCAGAAUCUGGGGGGUGCAGCAGGCCGAAGCCGGGGUGUGGAUCUCCAUGAACAGUCCCAGCAGAACAAGAGCCAGUGUUGUAGCAACUGAGGGGGUGGCUAGCAGCAAACAAGUAUGGAGCUAGCACGAGAGCUAAGAAAUAACCUCCAUCCCCACCCCUCAGCACACA
Molecule: messenger RNA, 770 nt
Organism: Lontra canadensis (Northern American river otter)
Lineage: Eukaryota; Metazoa; Chordata; Mammalia; Carnivora; Mustelidae
Product: ras-related protein Rab-5B-like
Exons: 1
Coding region: 50-691 (213 amino acids)
Molecular function (GO): GTPase activity; GTP binding
Source: RefSeq, a predicted model, not a curated record